Molecule: messenger RNA, 3517 nt
Organism: Daphnia magna
Lineage: Eukaryota; Metazoa; Arthropoda; Branchiopoda; Diplostraca; Daphniidae
Product: heat shock 70 kDa protein 12A
Source: RefSeq, a predicted model, not a curated record
UCAAGCGAGAGAAGAAAGAAUGCUCGUCAUGUUUCAACCGUUGGAAGCAACAGAGCAGUUCCAAUUAAUUAGGAUCAGUUGGUAUUUUUUUACUGAGGAAGAUGACCAGCUUACAGGCCCUUCACUUGUUCCUUUCCCGGACUUUAAAAUUAGCAAUCGUUUGCUCAAUUGAAACGAAACGUUUUGUAGUACGUAUGGGGGCGUAUUCAACACCAACUUUUUCCACUGCAUAGAGGCACGUGAAACGGGAAGAAGAAAAAUAAAGGAUAACUGUACGGGACUGAACGAGUUCUUCACUUACGACAGAAGCAACAAGCCGCCCUUCCGCUCGAAACUUCUUCUAGACGCCCUUCCGCUUGAAAUUUUCCUUCUCUUGUCUCAUACUAAUCGUCAAAAUCUUGGAAUAUUAGUUUAGCUCCCGUGUUGGCCGUGUCAAGUGUUGAAUGGCCACCGUUAUAACGUUGGACGUGCCUAGUGGCUGCUGGAGGAUGCCUUUAUCGAACGACUCGAGAAAAAGUGACGAUUAUCGAGUGAAGUUGCGUGAAGAGUUUCGCUACUUUUUGCGGAGCAUGUUGCAAGUCUGCCCUGCUAUGGACUGCGAGGAGAAUCGCUACUACAAUCAGAGGCACUGUCCACCAGAGCAAGCCGGGCCGGUAUGUCAACGUGGCCCAUUGCAGGAAGCAGAAGAUUUGAAUGGUGUCGUCGUUGAUGUGGGCCAGGUGGACGAACAAGUGGCUACAUUGUGGUGGGCGUUGGCCCAGCAAACAGCUCGUGUUGCUCGUCGGUGUGCGGACAAGAACAACACAACCGUGCCUGUUGUUGAUGCAAUUCGAUCCACUACAGGCGGCUGGAAUGUGUGGGCUCCGGUGACUUCGCUUGCAUCACGUCCCACUACUGAACCAACUUACUCCAUCCUCGGCUGCUUCACCUCUACAGCCGCAGUCGUCGAUCUGACGCUGUCGGGCUGCAACAGCAGUAGCAGCAGUGGCGCAGGUAGCCCCAGUAUUCACAGUGAGACCAUGUCGACAACACCGAUGAGCUCCCCGCGUUUGGUGCGCGAAAUCUGCGAAAAGUAUCCGCCGAUCGCCGGCCAGCGCCCGGCCUCUGCGACGCCUCAGCUGCAAUCUUACGUCUACGAGACUUCACCUUCGGACGCUAAAGGCGUCCAGUUAUUGCGUUACGUCCGCGUCUCUCAGAGCGCCAGCACUGAUCCAUUACCUAGCGAAGGCCAGCUACGUGGUUCCAUGCGUCGUCCUAAAUCGGAAAUCGCCAUUCGAAAAUUCUCCGAUAGCUCUGGUCAACAGCAAAAUGACGACGCUUCAAGCUCAGUGGAUUGUGUACAAUAUGAGAGUCAAGAUCUCGGACGUGAUUACGAGGAGCCAGCAUCUAGCUACUCACCUAUUGUUGUCGUGGCUAUUGAUUUUGGCACUACAUAUUCGGGUUAUGCCUUCAGCUUUAUUCACGAUCCAGAAGAGAUUCAUAUGAUGCGCAAAUGGGAAGGCGGUGAUCCCGGAAUUCCCAAUGCCAAGACACCGACAGUACUAUUACUGAAACCGACGGGCCAGUUCCAUUCUUUCGGCUACACGGCUCGUGACUAUUAUCAUGAUUUGACCACCAGAGAUACUCGCCAGUGGCUCUAUUUUGACAAGUUCAAGAUGACACUGCAUCAUCAGAAACAGCUCGGCAGGAGCACUCUUAUUCAAGCAGCUAAUAAAGUCGAUUCGCUGCCAGCCGUCACUGUGUUCGCCCACGCCUUACGCUUUUUCAAGGAACACGCACUUCGUGAACUGUCAGAUCAGACGGCCAUUCCCAUUCAUAAUGAGGAUAUCCGCUGGGUUAUCACCGUUCCGGCCAUAUGGCGAUCAGCGGCCAAGCAACUGAUGCGUGAGGCGGCCUAUGAGGCUGGCCUCGGUUCUGAUCGUUUACCUCACCAAGUGCUGAUCUCUCUGGAGCCUGAAGCCGCCUCGCUUUUCUGUCGCCAAUUGAAACGACACCAACUGAAAACCGAAAAGCCGGCCGAAUUACAAUUAACUCCAGCCAGUUUAGGCAAACCAGGACCUCUGAAACCAUGGAACAGAAGUGCGCAGAGGGAAUCUAUGUAUGUCGAUGCUGUACUGGAUGUUUGUCCAGGUCAACGCUAUAUGGUCGUGGAUUGUGGAGGAGGUACCGUCGAUAUUACUGUCCAUCAGGUCAUGGACUUAGACGGUCAACAUCUUAAAGAACUUCAUCGUGCUACAGGGGGUCCUUAUGGAUCCAUUGGAGUUGAUUUGGCUUUUGAGCAAUUGCUGGAUAACAUUUUUGGCUCCGAUUUCAUGAACCAUUUUAAAACACGCCUCCCAGCGUCAUACGUCGAUCUGAUGGUUUCAUUCGAGGCUCGCAAACGUCACGCCAGUCCCUAUCGGUGCAAUCCACUCAACAUUGCCUUACCCUUUUCCCUGAUUGAUUGCUUCCGCAAAUACCGAGGACGUGAAGUCGAGUUCGCCAUCCGUAAACAUGGCGAUCCGCAUGUCCGCUGGUCAACUCAAGGAAUGCUUCGUCUCGACCAGGAGGCUAUGAAAUCUCUUUUCCAACCCACAUUACGAGCUAUUAUUGAGCAUAUUGAGGACGUUUUGGUCCACCCGGAUUUGGUCGGUAUUGAUUACCUUUUCCUAGUUGGAGGUUUUGCUGAAUCACCUCUAUUGCAACAAGCCGUACGAUCGCACUUUGGAGAGCACGUCACCGUUAUUAUACCUCAGGAUGUAAGCCUGGCCAUUCUAAAAGGAGCCGUCCUGUACGGUGUUAAUCCGAAUGCCAUUACGGUACGUCGUUCACGUCUGACCUACGGCGUUGCUGUCCUCAACCGCUUCAUUCAGGGUCGCCAUCCGAUAGAAAAACGCGUCGUCAAAGACGGCAUCGCUUACUGCAAAGAUAUAUUCGACAAGUUCGUCAUGGCUGAUCAAAGCGUUAGCAUGGGCGAACGCGUUGUGCGCAGCUACAGCCCGGCCAGACGCCAUCAGCGCCGCAUCGUUCUGAACGUCUUCAGCGCUGAUAACGAUGAUGUCCAGUUUGUUACGGAUCCUGGUGUCCGUAUGUUUGCUACCCUCUCGCUUGACCUGGGCUUUAACUACGCUGUCAAAACACGCCGUGAAAUCCGCGUUACAAUGGAGUUUGGCGACACGGAGAUACGCGCCUCGGCUGUUGACGUUUUCAGUGGUAACACCAUCAAGGCUUCGUUCGAUUUUCUUGAUGACAAGUCUCAAUAGACAUGGAACACUGUGACGUCCAUGUUCACCGCAAAACAAGACUUCACAACAAAGUUCUCUAUACUUGUUUGGUUUCCGGUCUUUUCCUAGCCAAAUGUUAUUGUUCCCAAAGCACUUUUUGACACCCAAUACCGCCUCUUCGCUCAGCAAUUUUCGAGCACGACUAUUCACAAAGGAUUUAAUUUGGCGGGCCAGGAGCUCUUUGACUAAACACUUUUUAGAAAAAUGUCAUCACGCCGAAACAUUAAGAAGAUAAUACAUAUUUUAACGCUUGA